AUGGGAAGGGGAAUUACGUGGGAUGACAAGCUUGAUGCAAAGCUUUUGUUUGCAAUUAUCUCAACUUCGGCGCCCAAAAUCAAUUACGAAGCAGUGGCGAAGAUUAUUGGCAAUGAUUGUACGCCGAACGCCAUUCGACAUCGACUAGCCAGAAUUAAACUGAAGGCUGAUGAGGGCAACAGUGCAUCCUCCUCUCCGGCUAAGACCCCAAAUUCCAAAGCUGGUGGCGGACAUGGAAAGAUGGCCAAAAAGCGCAAUGCUAAUGACAGCUCUAACGAGGAGCCUGGAGAUAUCAAGAAGGUCAAACAAGAACAUGUGCAGGAGUCUGACACGGAUGAGUGA
Trichophyton rubrum CBS 118892 is the source of this 342-nucleotide messenger RNA. RefSeq lists its product as uncharacterized. The transcript is spliced from 3 exons. NCBI's taxonomy places the organism in Eukaryota, Fungi, Ascomycota, Eurotiomycetes, Onygenales, Arthrodermataceae. The coding region runs from base 1 to 342 and encodes 113 amino acids. The record is from RefSeq and is a predicted model, not a curated record.